Messenger RNA from Schizosaccharomyces japonicus yFS275, 3106 nucleotides. Its product is annotated as jmjc domain chromatin associated protein Epe1. The coding region runs from base 338 to 2728 and encodes 796 amino acids. NCBI's taxonomy places the organism in Eukaryota, Fungi, Ascomycota, Schizosaccharomycetes, Schizosaccharomycetales, Schizosaccharomycetaceae. The transcript has a single exon. Gene Ontology annotation, biological process: heterochromatin boundary formation; regulation of siRNA-independent facultative heterochromatin formation; regulation of regulatory ncRNA-mediated heterochromatin formation. Gene Ontology annotation, cellular component: heterochromatin island; heterochromatin; mating-type region heterochromatin. The record is from RefSeq and is a predicted model, not a curated record. Gene Ontology annotation, molecular function: metal ion binding; histone H3K36me/H3K36me2 demethylase activity.
AAAUAAUGUUCUAAACGCCGUUUUCUUAUCCACGCCGUCAGGACCUUAUUGGAGACUAACGCUUACCAGCACCGCGAGCUUACCACCGAUAGCCUAAAUUGUCAGAAACGAGCUAUCUCUUGCUUUUAUACAGAUUUGAAUUGUAUGUUGAUGCUCAAUUGCUGUUUAGGAUCUGUUUUAUAAAAGAACGAGCUGAAAGAUCUGAUUUUAAAGGAAUUGUCCCGAUUUCAUAUCUUUCGCUCAACAUACACGCAAUUGGUUUAAAUUACUAGACCAUUUUUGGGUCUCCUCUUCAUUUCAACACAGUCCAGCUGGUUUGCUUUCUUCAGUCCUACGGAUGCCAUCUCGACAUCAUUCAACAGUAGACCGUGAGCCUACUCCGUAUCCAGCUGCGCUACUUGAAAGUCCAGAGAAAUCAAAAGAUAUAAGCGACUCAGUCAAUGAGGAUGAUGAUGAUGUCGUUUCCGAACCCGCUCGCAACGAGUUGAGGCUUGACGGUUAUUGUUCGCAGGAACCUGUGACAACGAAUCAGCAAUUUGUUGCUCCAUCAGAUGUACAGUACUCCUCAAGCCAACCAAUAACUCGAAAACGUAUUUCUCUGCCUACUCAUUCAUUACCAAAACGAGCCCGACCGAAGCGACCCUCAUUACAGAACCCUGUUAUGAGUAACCUCGAUCAAUACAUCGCACCUCUUCACAAGCAUCACAGAUUAUUAGUUCAACAUCAAUACUUACCGGGUGGAUACAAACGAUUAACACAAUCAGAAGUUACGGUUGACAAUCUUCGACAGACCGGGUUUCUUGAACCCAUUGUAUUUCCUUCUUUUGAUGCACAUGCAAAUGAGUUGCUUACUCUUCGUAGAAUUGCCACGCUUAUUGGAUACGAUUGUCCACUGGCUCUUGUUGAUGUUGUGACUCAGCGUCAAAUUAAAAACAAAAUGAAUAUGAAGGAGUGGAUAGACUACAUGUCGGUUACGCCUCAAAAACGGGCUCGAAUUUACGAUGUUCUAAGCCUAGAAGUCUCUACAACCAAACUAAAAAACUACGCACGCAAACCAGACAUUGUGAGGGAUUUUGAUUUGAUUAAUCUUGUGUGGCCGCCUUGUUCCUAUGCAAUGGGCGAUCAUCCUCGUGUGGAUACCUACUGCUCUAUGUCCGCAGAAAAUGCUUAUACCGAUUUUCAUGUUGAGUUCGGGGGCUCCUGUGCUUACUAUGACAUUGCAAAAGGGUGCAAGCAGUUUUAUCUCAUUCCCAAUUCAAAAAAAAAUUUAGAGAUUUACGAGAACUGGCUGUAUUCUAAAGACGAACGAACAGAAAGCUUCUUACCAAAUCUUGUCGACUGCUGCUACCGUGUCGAAGUUCAUAAAAACGAGACAAUAGUCAUUCCGUCAGGGUGGAUUUAUGCAGUUGCUAACCUUUGUGAUACAACUGCUAUUUCCGGCAAUUUCCUCACGUCCCUUCAUUUGAAGCAGGAGCUGGAUGUUUUUGAUAUGGAAAAACGUAUGGGAAUCAAAAGUUACUAUCAAUAUCCAUGUUUUGAGAGUAUUAUGUGGUAUUCCGCGCUUUAUUUUUACUUCUCAUUUCCGGACGAAGCUCCUCGUGAUGAGAUUGACAUUAAGUUAUCCGUGUAUGAAACGGGUGCUCUGUUACCAGUAGAGUCAUUCACAGGUCAAGAAUUGGAAGGAUUUGAACAUUUGCUUGACUUUAUCUUCAUACAAUCCCAGCUACUUCUGACCUUUGAACAGCCUAUAAAUACAAAAGGCGAGUAUGUGGAUUUACCGAAUCAAGAUUACAAGACGGCGUAUCGAAUGGUUCCUCCAGUGCUUGAUGAGACCUGUUUAAGUUUCACAAAAAAAUUCGGUACUUGGCUGUCGUUUCACAAACAUUCUGAGAUAGAAUUGCCAAAACUGACCAAAAACAAUUAUCGGGACAACAAAAGCCAAACGAGAGCUUCUCGGAAAGGACGGCGACGAAGGCAGCAACAACAGACGCUGAAGCUUUUGCUUGAUAAUGUAUCUGUUAAAACCAACAAGGCCGUUUUGAGCCGCUACAAACAACAUAAAGUUCUGCUGAAAAAGAAGCAAGCAUUGUUGCGGUUGAAAGAGCGGUCUCAAAAAAAAAGAGAUUGCUUCGAAUUUGAAGAGUCUCCGGAAGUGAUUCAAUUGGUGAACACCGAAAUGAAUCCUGACGAAAGCAGCUGGGAGGAUUCAGAGACGCGGAGUUUUUUCUUCCCUUCACCAUCUAAUGGACUGGGGGACAACGAUUUUAUUGAACUUCUAAAUGCUUAUGUUGAUUCUGAAAGCGUACCAGCAUCCAAUGAUCAAUCCAAGCAAAGCUCAAUCGAGUCGCGUACAGUGUAUGAUUCACUCUCUGUCACUUUUCUCCCUGAGCAGUCGAGCAACAAUUCCUUUGACACUAGUCAAAGUAUCGUUUCUAAUGAUCUUUUUUACGACAAAGACGGUUCUACCACGCUUGUGGAUGUUGAGGCACAGUUACCGACUGUCCAGGCCACUGAUACUCUGGACUUAAUCAGUUUCAGUGACCUAAAAAGGGAAAUGGAUUUAUUUCCCUCAAUGACUGAGACAACUUUGGAGUCAAAUCCUAAUCAUAUGUUUAUUCUUCCAAAGGAAGAGCCGACUGAGACUCUUCAGCCUCAACCUGUAUCCAAUGAGAAUUGUUUGCAGCUUGUACUGCAUAGCAGCUCGUCGUUUUACAAGAAGUAUUAUUAAGACUUCAUUACGUAUUUUACUCUCCGUUUAUCUUCUUCCAUGUCUUCACUUUCUUCCUUUCUCCCCCCUUUACGAACCUUGAUUCUGUUGUAUUUAUCUAGUUGUGUUUUAUUAUCCCUUUUUGACAGUAUAUGAUAUCAGUUACUUCGUUUUUUACAAAAAUGAUGUAGCUCAUUACAAUCUUUUUCAUUUGUUCCAUAGCUUUGUGUGAAGGCUUUAUUAUAUUACAAAUGGGUUAAAGUUGAACAGUUUAUUAAUUAUAAAAAAGAUACCAGGUAACGGAAUUUGCCAAAAAACGAAAACAAAUUCCGACAUCUGUAUAAAUAAAAACAAUUUCAAUUGACGGACUGAAAAAUAAAUUUACCGAUUAACCCCAGA